Aspergillus affinis is the source of this 1281-nucleotide messenger RNA. RefSeq names its product putative nuclear envelope protein Brr6. Gene Ontology annotation, cellular component: nuclear membrane; nuclear envelope. Gene Ontology annotation, biological process: lipid homeostasis; nuclear envelope organization. The coding region runs from base 1 to 1281 and encodes 426 amino acids. The record is from RefSeq and is a predicted model, not a curated record. Lineage: Eukaryota; Fungi; Ascomycota; Eurotiomycetes; Eurotiales; Aspergillaceae. The transcript is spliced from 3 exons.
AUGGACAAAAGGUCCGCGGAAAGUCCUAUGGACUUUGAGUGGCAGACCCGUGCCCCCGGGGACGUCACUUCGCCUUUCUAUCAGCUCAGCAUGCAGCAUGACAACCAGAAGAAACGUCCCCAUAGUAUUUUCGAUUCCCCGCCCAAGAAACAGAUGCCCGCGCUGCGUGAACCCCACUCGCAACCCUUCCUCUUCUCCCAGCAACCUCAACAUCAACAACCCCCUAGUACCCCCAAAUCGGUCUUCGGCAAAUCGGCCGCCUUCAUGACCCCUCGCAAGUUCGACCUCGAUUUUUCCUCCGGCCCUGAGAAUAUGUCAUCCCCGGAAUGUGCGGACAACGAGGACACCCCCGAACCGCCGACCAAGUCGGGACAUCGCAACUCGCUGUUCAACAUGUACGGACGGUUUGCGCCGAGCCCUGGACGAGGCGAGAUCCCUCGCAUUAACCACUAUUCGAAUGCGUUGGCGCGACGGGUACAUAAGCGGAGACGCAGGGAUAAAGCGCUGGAUCUGAAGUUGCGAAGGGAGGGCAGUGAGGAUGAAGACGACAGUGACCACGACCGACCGGGCAGCAGGGAGGAGCAGUCGCUGCAGAGAAAGUCGUCGAAGCGAGGACAAGCCCAGAAUGGGAUGAAGGUUCAGCAACCCGCGAGUCGGGGCUCGUCGUUUUCGGAGUUCUUUACCCUGUUGGAGGCGCAUCCCAACAUCCCGAGCAUUCUGUCCUGGUGGGCGCAGUUGCUGGUGAAUCUGGUACUGUUUUCGAUUACUGUCUACGUGGUCUUUGGAUUUGUGUCGACGAUUCGCUCCGAGUUUGAACAGGCUGCCGAGGAGGUGUCGGAUGGCAUUCUGGCUGAAAUGGCGACGUGUGCUAGGAACUAUGUUGAUAAUAAGUGUGGUGGCCACGAUCGACUUCCGGCCUUGGAGACGGUCUGCGAGAACUGGGAGCGCUGCAUGAACCGGGACCCGGCUAAAGUGGGACGCGCCAAAGUGUCAGCGCAUACGAUGGCGGUCAUCAUCAAUAGCUUCAUCGAUCCUAUCAGCUGGAAGGCUAUUCUGUUCUUCCUCGCCACUAUCUCUACCGUUACCGUUGUCAGCAACUGGUCCUUCCGUUCGUUCAGAAAGAACCGCAUGCAUCAGCAACAGUACCCAUCGGCCCAUAACUAUCCUCAGGUGCCUCCUACCCACCACAACCCGAUCAUCGGCUACCAGGGACAUACCUCGAGCCUUGAUCGCAAACAAGAAAACCCAUUCCUGAUCGAACAUUCCCAAACGUGGUCGUGA